AUGAGGAAACGGAGACGCUGGAGAAAUAUCCAGUACUUCCUGGCCCUUUACUUAGUUGCGCUGACAUUUGGGAACUUGAAACGUGCUAAAGGAGCUGAAGCGCAGCAAAACGGAACAACAAAUCGUGCUCGUGGAUUAAAAUCUAUCGGAAAUAAUAACAAUGGAAAUAAUCAUUACAAUCCACACUAUUUGGAUGAAAAACUUCGAAAAGUUCGCGACGUUGAUGAAAUGAGAUUAAAAAGAAUUGAAAAGAGAGAUCAAUUGGAGAAAAGCAGUGAGAUAGUUAAUAAAGCGGUAGAAGAAGCUAAAGCAGCUUCAGAAGCUCAAGGAAUGGCUGCGCAACAGGCUGCUCAUCAAGUAAAGUCUCAAUUAGCAGACAGAGCGAUUCGUGCUGCAAAAGCCGCCGAAGCAGCAUUGUCGGGUAAAAUAGCUUUGUUAGAACAGUUGGGUGAAGAAACUAAAGAAGCGCAAAUAGUGUUCCAAGAUGGCAGUUUAGAGUUGGAACAAAUACGAAAAAGUACGAAUGCAGCUAUACGCGUGGCGCGUGACUCAAGACAGCAGUUACAAAUGCUGACCAAAGCUGUAAAUAUGGUAAAAACAAGUAUGAGGAAUGCGGAUGUGUCUGUCGUCGGGGCUAAACGAUCGCUGACAAGCAAACAAAAACUACUGGGGGCUGCGAAAAAACGUGUCGAAGACUUAGUCGAGAGACUGCACGUCGCAGAAGAUGAUCUUAUAAAAAUACGUAGUGUUGCCAUUAAAGCUCAAGAAUUUGCUCGCAAUGCAAGAUCUAAAGUUAAUCGUAUUGCAGCUAACAGUGCCCGAGAAUUGCGAGAAGCAGGUGAGAACAAGGCAACGAAUAUCGCUCAAGAUGCUGCCAAUGAAGCUAAAGCUGCAUCAGAUAUUCAAAAUGCAGCUGCUGCUGAAGCUUCUCGUCAGAUAAAAGCUCAACUAGCGGACAAAGCUUCAUCUGCUGCAAAAACUGCUGAAGCGAUAUUGAUUGGAAAAAUGUCUGUUGUAACGCAACUGCAACAAGAAGUAAAAGAAGCUCAAUCUGUUGUUGAUGAAGAAGUCGGUUCAAUUCGACGAGCUAAGGAUUUAGUUAAAUCUGCUGUCCUGGCAGCUCAGCAAAUUGGUGAAGAAUAUAAAACACUGAGUCGGUCUUUGAGCACGUUGACAAAAAACGUCGAAGUCUCGGAAGAAGCAUCCCAAGGAGCAAGACGUGAGCUUAUCGAGCAAGAACAGCUAGUGAAUGAUGCACGCCGGCGUCUCCAUGAAUUGACCAAAAGGACGCGACAAGCGAAACGUGAUCUUGAAAAUACGAAGAUUGCGGUAAUGAAGGCCAAUGCCGCUGCUAGAUUAGCCCAAGAGAAUGCCGCGAGGAUCAAGUCGCGAUUCGCUUCAUUCGAUAAAUCUCAAUAG
Molecule: messenger RNA, 1419 nt
Organism: Cotesia congregata
Lineage: Eukaryota; Metazoa; Arthropoda; Insecta; Hymenoptera; Braconidae
Source: the annotation of a GenBank genome assembly